UCACUUCCGGCAAUAUACAGUCACGGGUAGGAACUUGACUAGCAAGAUAGCUGUUCGAAUGAAUUAACACAUAGGUGGCUAUCUACUUUUGCACAGGAAAACUUUAAAUUCUGAAGGUACUGCACCAUCAGAUAUGCCAAUGAGUUUGAAAAGACGAAGAGCCACCUCACCCUCAAGUAGUGCGAGCGGAGGGGACUUUGACGAUGCUGCCUCUUCCACUCUUGGAAGUGGGCGAAAGAGAAGGAGAGCCUCAAACGUUCCUACUGUUGACCCCAUUGCUGUGUGCCAUGAGUUGUACAACACUGUUCGGGACCACAAGGACGACCAGGGGAGGCUGCUUUGUGAGCUGUUCAUCAGGGUUCCAAAGAGAAGGAACCAGCCAGACUACUAUGACGUGGUGUCCCAGCCCAUAGACAUGACUAAGAUCCAGCAAAAGCUCAAGUCAGAAGACUACCAAGAUGUGGAGCAGCUCACUGCUGACUUCCAGCUCAUGUUCAACAAUGCGAAGAACUACUAUAAGGCUGACAGUGAGGAGUACCAGGCAGCCUGCAGGCUGUGGGAACUUUACAUCCACACCAGGAAUGAGUUUGUGCAGCCAGGCUAUGAUGAUGACGAUGACGACGAUGGUGAAGAUAUGCUAGAUAAUCCCGCUCUCUCCACUGAAGACGAGACGCCGCCGAGCUGCCUGAAGGAGGUUUUAGAGCAGCUGUUGGAUGCUGUGGUUUCAUACACAGACCCAUCUGGACGGGUCAUCAGUGAGCUCUUCCAGAAGCUGCCUUCCAAAAUGCAUUACCCAGACUACUAUGCCGUUAUCAAGGAGCCCAUUGAUCUUCGAGCCAUCGCUCAGAGAAUACAGAUUGGAUACUACAAAAGUGUCUCUGCUAUGGCUAAGGAUAUUGACCUUCUGGCGAAAAAUGCUAAAACGUACAAUGAACCAGGAUCUCAGGUUUUUAAGGAUGCUAACACCAUCAAGAAGGUGUUCAUCCAGAGGAAGACUGAGAUAGACCACGCUGAGCCCACCAAGACCAGUGUCCGCAUCAGGAACCGCAGGUCAGCCCAGGGAGACCGUCUGUCGGCCAUCACUCUGGCUCUGCAGUAUGGCUCAGAGAGUGAAGAGGACGCCCUGCUCUCAGGCUCCGUGCUUUACGACGAGGGGGAGUCCGAGGCGGAGUGCCUGAACUCCAGUAUGGACAUGGGUAACCCGGUGUUUCAGCUGUACGAGGCUGUGAGAGGGGGCCGGAACAGCCAGGGACAGCUCCUCUCUGAACCCUUCCUCCAGCUGCCCUCUAGGAAAGAAUACCCCGACUACUACCAGCAGAUCAAACAGCCCAUCUCCCUGCAGCAGAUCAGGGAGAAGAUGAAGAACAGGGAGUAUGAGAGCGUGGAGCAGAUGGACGCUGACCUCACUCUGAUGUUUGAGAACGCUAAGCGCUACAAUGUGCCCAACUCUGCCAUCUUCAAACGGGCCCUGCGUCUGCAGCAGAUCCUGCUGCUGAAGAAGAGGGAGCUGUUGAGAAGAGGUGAUGAUGAGGAUCAGGACAGCAUUCUCAGCUCUGACACCGGAACCGGACCAAUCACCAAAAGAAAAAGCCAUAAGAAGAAUGUGAAGAAGAACCGAAUGAAGGCCCUGUAUGCUGCAGUGACCGAAGCAAGAGAGGCAGGGACCAACCGCAGGCUGUGUGAUCUGUUCAUGGUCAAGCCCUCCAAGAAGGACUACCCAGACUACUACAAGGUGAUCUUGGAGCCCAUGGACCUUAAGACUAUUGAGCACAACAUCCGCUCCGAGCGCUAUGCCACUGAGGAGGCCCUGAUGGAUGACAUGAGGCUGAUGUUCCGCAAUGCACGCCACUACAACGAGGAGGGAUCUCAGGUCUAUAACGAUGCUGACAUCCUGGAGAAGAUCGUGAAGGACAAGAGGAAGGAGUUAGGAGCUUCUCCUGAAGAGAACACUGACAACGUGGGAUCUCCUAAGAUUAAACUAAGGAAGAGUGGCCUGUCACCUAAGAAGCCCAAUAAGUACCUGACCCCGUUGCAGCAGCGGCUCAACGAGCUGUACGAUGCCGUGAGGAACUACACUGACGCCAAGGGCCGACGUAUCUCCACCAUCUUCCUGAGGCUGCCGUCCCGCUCCGAGCUGCCGGACUACUACGCCACCAUUAAGAGGCCCAUCGACAUGGAGCGUCUGCGCAGCCACAUGGCGAGCGGCCGUUAUCAGGACGUGGACGCUCUGGUGGAAGAUUUUGCCCUGAUGUUCAACAACGCCUGUACCUACAACGAGCCGGAGUCCCUGAUCUACCGUGACGCUCUGCUCCUCCACCGGGUGCUCCUGGAGACGCGCAGGCAGCAGGAGGGUGGGGAGGAGGGCAGUGCGGCCUAUGCUGUUGGGCCCCUGGUCAGAGAGCUGAUCAGGAACCUGUUUGUGUCUGUGCUGGGACACCAGGACGAGGAGGGGAGGUGUUACAGCGACUCAUUGGCUGAGAUCCCUGCCCAGGACCCGAACAGCCCAGAGAAGCCUCCGCUCAACUUUGACGUGAUCCGGGCCAAUGUGGACCGAGGACGCUACCGCAGGCUGGACGUGUUCCAGGAGCACAUGUUUGAGGUUCUGGAGAAGGCCAGACGCUUACACAGGACGGACUCUGAGAUCUUUGAGGAUGCGGUGGAGCUGCAGCAAUUCUUCAUAAAGAUUCGAGACGAGCUGUGUAAGAACGGAGAGAUCCUCCUGUCCCCGGCGCUCAGCUACACCUCCAAACACCUGCACAGUGAUGUCGAGCAGGAGAAGAGAGAGAAAAUACCAAAAGAGAUUGAGGAGGACAAAAUGAAGAGGGAGGAGGAGAACAAAGAGGGUGACAAGGCUGAGGACCUAGCUGGAGGAGGAGCCUGGCCACUGGGGCCAGAGAGGACAUACAGACAGGAUUGCAGCUUUGAGAACAGGACCUACCACGUGGGAGACUUUGUCUACGUGCAGCCAACUGAGGCCAACCGCAAGCCUCACAUCGUCUGCAUCGAGCGCCUGUGGGAGGACGAAACGGGUGACAAGUGGCUGUAUGGCUGCUGGUUCUAUAGGCCCAGUGAGACUUUCCAUUUGGCCACGCGGAAAUUCCUCCAGCAGGAGGUCUUCAAGAGUGACUACUUCAACAAAGUACCAGUCAGCAAGAUACUGGGAAAAUGCAUGGUGAUGUUUGUCAAGGAUUACUUCAAGCUGCAGCCCGAGGUGCUCCGACCGGAAGAUGUGUACGUUUGUGAGUCCCGUUACUCUGCCAGGAACAAGGCCUUUAAGAAGAUAAAGAUGUGGGCCGUGCCGGCCGCGGUGAGGCUGGUCCCUCGGGAUGUGCCCUUGCCUGUUGUCAGGGUGGCCUCCAUGUACGCCAAACGGGAUCAGGAGAAACCGCCGUCUGUGGCCGAUAACGGGGGCCUCAGCGUCGUCGACAAGGAGCGUGAGGACGUGCCCGUGGAGAUGACCGGAGGCGAGCCGGGCUGUCAGUACUAUGACCAGCUCCACUACAACAACAUGUGGGUGAAGGUGGGAGACUGCGUAUACGUCCAGUCACAUGGGCUCAGCAAACCGCACAUCGGCAGGAUAGAGAAGCUGUGGGUGCGUGACCGAUCAGUGUUCUUUUUCGGGCCCAUCUUCAUCCACCCCGAAGAGACAGAACACGAGCCCACCAAGAUGUUCUACAAGAGGGAGGUGUUCCUCAGCCAUCUGGAGGAGACAUUUCCCAUGACCUGUGUCAAAGGGAAGUGUGUGGUGUCCUCCUUCAAGGACUACCUGUCUUGUCGGCCCACUGAGGUGCCUGAGGAAGACGUGUUCCUGUGCGAGAGCCGCUACAUCGAGAGCGAGAAGCAGAUGAAAAAGUUUAAAGGCCUGAAGCGCUUCUCCCUCCAUGCUAAGGUGGUGGACGAUGAGGUCUACUACUUCAGGAAGUUGAUAGUGCCCCAGAAGGAGCCGUCACCUCUGCUGGAUAAGAAGAUUGAGGCGCUGGAGCUGAAGCUGGCAGACAUGGAUGAGGGAGAUGAGGAUCUGGAUGAUCUGGAGGAUGAGGACGAGGCUCCAGAGACUCCCUCCAUGCCCACUAUUCAGACUCCUCUGGCAAGCAAUUUGGACAUCAUGCCUUAUACCCCUCUUCAGUCCACUCCCAAGGUGAAGGGUGUCUCUAAGAAAGAAGGAUCCAAGAGAAAGAUUAACAUGAGCGGCUACAUCCUGUUCAGCAGUGAGAUGCGUUCAGUCAUCAAGACCCGUCACCCUGACUUCUCCUUUGGGGAGCUGAGCCGUCUGGUGGGCACUGAGUGGAGGAACCUGGAGGGGCCAAAGAAAGUGGAGUAUGAAGAGCGGGCAGCCAAGGUGGUGGAGCAGCAGGAGAGGGAGAGGGCAGCCCAGCAGCAAGCUUCUCCUAGAGCAGGUACCCCCGUAGGGGCCAUGAUGGGGGUGGUGCCUUCGCCUAGCCACAUGGGAAUGACCCCUGGUCCAGGCAUGAUGGGCUACGGUCCCACCUACGGUAUGCCCAUGCAGGGCCCCUAUGAGGGCUUGCUGGGUAUGGGCCCAAUGCCACCUCACCAUAUGGGCCCGAUGCCCCCCCAACACUUCCAGCCAGGUAUGCCCGGGUACCAUCCUGGCAUGCCCCACACGGGUAUGAUGGGUCCUGGUAUGAAUGGCAUGCAAGGAAGUCCCGGAGGCCACCACUACAUGCAACAGUCUGGGAUGUUCAGCCCAGGACAGCAGGCCCCUCCACCCUACCCAGGUGUGGGCCAGCUAGGGCAGCCAUCCCACCUCCAGCCCAUGACUCCCAUGUUUGUGGCUCCACCUCCCAAGACCCAAAGAGUGCUGCACUCCGAGGCCUACCUCAAGUACAUUGAGGGCCUGAACGCCGAGACCAACACCGUCAGCAAGUGGGACCAAUCUCUCAAAGCACGCAGGAGAGAUGUCCACCUGUCCAAAGAGCAGGAGAGCAAGCUCCCUUCCCAUUGGCUGAAGAGCAAGGGAGCCCACAAGACGAUGGCAGACGCGCUGUGGCGCCUCCGGGACCUGAUGCUUCGAGACUCACUGAACAUACGUCAGACAUACAAUCUGUAGAAAGUUGAAACCUGAACCGUCUGCCCAUCUUCCUGGUUGACCUUAAUGCAGACAAGAUCACACAUUGCCUGGAUAUGUGUUUAACAUUGAAGCUAACUGCGUGAGAUGAUAUGAGACGCAACCAAACGCAACGUCUGCAACGUAGUUGACAUGGAACACAACCACUGUCUCAUGCUACAUUCAUAACCGAGGGGGAAGUCGGUCUUUACCAGUUGUAAAUACUAGUUGGAGGCAUAACAUGCAUAAGAAUGGUGAGCUAAUAGAAAUUGCAAGCGACAGCUGUUCAUUAACUGCACAAUCAAUUGCUUUAACUUUGAUAGCAGCACAUGGUCCGCGGUAGACAGUAUUAUUAGUCGGGGGAUAGUUGUGAUGGCAUGAGCAUGACGCUAAGGAAGGUUAUUAAAUCCGGUUGUGGCAUGCCACCACCUCGCCGAAUCAUAACAUGGAUGUCAGUGUUUGUGUACACGUCAUUCUACAUCCCAACCACAGCAUCAUGCUUUUCAGUUUCGAGGCGGAUUAGCAAGAAAAAUAGAUGUGCGCCCAAUUGUUGACACUGGAU
This is a messenger RNA of Esox lucius (northern pike), 5627 nucleotides long. It is a transcript of the gene pbrm1l, whose product is annotated as polybromo 1, like. The record is from RefSeq and is a predicted model, not a curated record. The transcript has 31 exons. Lineage: Eukaryota; Metazoa; Chordata; Actinopteri; Esociformes; Esocidae. Gene Ontology annotation, cellular component: RSC-type complex. Gene Ontology annotation, molecular function: chromatin binding; protein binding. Bases 134 to 5068 code for a protein of 1644 amino acids. Gene Ontology annotation, biological process: chromatin remodeling.